AAGUUCGACGUUCAAAUGGAAUGAUCGUCGCCCAGACAAUCUGAUAAGAUCAUGCACCAUUUGCCAAGCACAAUGCGCAAAUGACGACAGAUUUGCGGCAGAUCCGGUGUUGUUGACAGCUGUCCUGCGGAGACCGUUGGAGAUCUUGCUUUUUCCUGUCGUCCCGAUCCUCCAUCCCUUCGCCAGACUCCAGAUGGCGAACUCCACCGUCGGCUAUGCGCCAGAGCAGUUCGAAAUCCCGACAGACUUCACCUUCUCUCUCGCCGACUCAACUUCCGUACGAGGCGUUGAAUCCACUACCGGUCUUUCAGUCUACCUGGGAGCAGCGGGCGCAGACUUGUCCUCUGCUGAAACGCCUUUCGUCACCUUAAAAUUCCUCGAGCGCACUCUUCGCACCAGUCUUCAUGGUGUCGUGAACGACGACCGAGCGCAACACCUCCCCGUCUUCUCGCUCAGCCUUUCCUCGCCAAAAUCUGAACUCAGCCCGAAAGAUGCUUGGGCCAUCCUGUACGCUCUCUGGAUCCGCCGUCCCUCUGAAGACGUCGUUCCGGUCUCGCUCGAUACCGAAUCCAUCGCCAACGUGGAGGAUAUCCUCAUCUAUCUCACCCACACCGGUCUCGCGUUCUCUCCUCCUGACGCCACCGCGCCUACCGAUCUCCUCGUCUCCAGACUCGCAUUCUGGCAAGGCGCGGGUGCACCGCUCGAGAGGUCGUGGCAUCGUGCUCCUAUUCCGCAUCCUUCCCUCUCCGGCCUCGCUCCGUUCGGAUUCACUCCUUCCUUCACGCGCGCUACCAACGUCUGCACCAUCCAUCCUCUCCGUCCGCCGAAGCCCGCACCCGGAACCAUAAUCUACUCGCGUUAUAUCUUCGCCGUCAACCAAACGCUGACGUUCAUCCAUAUCAACGCGAACGACCCUCUCCAUUUCGAGACGUACUGUCGGUGGCAAAAUAGUGAUCGGGUGAACCAUGGGUGGAGGGAGAAGGGUGACGACGAGCACCAUAGGAAAUAUAUCGAGGAGAAGCUGAGGGACAAGCACUCCAUGGGUUUCUUGGUGGCGUGGGAUGGAGAGUUCGCCGGGUACGGGGAGUGUGGAUAUGUAAAGGAGGAUCAUAUGGGGACGUUCGUCGGUGGCUUGGGUGAUUAUGAUCAGGGGACUCACCUCCUGGUAGGCGAACAGAAGUUCAGGGGCCAUACGCGCUUCUCCGCUAUCAUGACCUCCAUGAAACACAUGUGCUUCCUCCGCGAGCCUCGUACCGAAGUCGUCGUCGGCGAACCGCGUACAGACCUACCCAUCAUCCCAAAACUGAUCAAGGCGCUACCGCAGGAAGUCAACAGGGAAUUCGAGCUGCCGCACAAACGCGCGGUCUACUUCGUCCUCCGCAGACAGAGAUUCUUCGAGGCGGGGUUAUUUUAUUAACUGACAUCCUAGUUGGAUGCUCGUCUUUGUAUGAGAAUGAGAGAAGUCGAAUAAGGUCGGUGUAGGAUGGGUGGGAGGAAUGGGUGAACGUUUGGUUGUUGUUGGCGAAAUGUGGCUAGCGCGUUUGUAUCUCCGCUUCAAAUACCGAAAAAAUAAAGUUGAAGUCAACAUUU
This is a messenger RNA of Stereum hirsutum FP-91666 SS1, 1590 nucleotides long. RefSeq lists its product as uncharacterized. The record is from RefSeq and is a predicted model, not a curated record. NCBI's taxonomy places the organism in Eukaryota, Fungi, Basidiomycota, Agaricomycetes, Russulales, Stereaceae. Gene Ontology annotation, biological process: siderophore biosynthetic process. The transcript has 5 exons. The coding region runs from base 194 to 1417 and encodes 407 amino acids.